Messenger RNA from Drosophila serrata, 337 nucleotides. RefSeq names its product Drosocin (gene Dro). The record is from RefSeq and is a predicted model, not a curated record. Lineage: Eukaryota; Metazoa; Arthropoda; Insecta; Diptera; Drosophilidae.
UUCGAUUUGUUUAAUCAAAGCAAAAUGAAGUUCACCAUAGUUUUCCUACUGUUGGCCUGUGUAUUUGCCAUGGCUAUGGCCACUCCCGGCAAACCAAAGCCGUAUAGCCCUAGGCCCACCUCCCAUCCUCGUCCCAUUCGGGUAAGACGUGAAGCCCUUUCCAUUGAUGAUCAACUGGGACUGGUCCAAGCCGCUGCCGCCAUCAAGCCUCCUCCGAUUCUACCCCUUUAAGGAUCAGGGAACACUAUGAAACCAAGGAAUUUCAUCACAGCAGUCUAUGAAUAUGUUUUGUAAACAGCGUUUAUCUUCAAAAGAACUUUUAAAUUAAUUAAUAAAU